Molecule: messenger RNA, 1290 nt
Organism: Trypanosoma grayi
Lineage: Eukaryota; Euglenozoa; Kinetoplastea; Trypanosomatida; Trypanosomatidae
Exons: 1
Coding region: 1-1290 (429 amino acids)
Source: RefSeq, a predicted model, not a curated record
AUGUCGGGAACGCACCAUCUUUACACGCAGUCGGGUCGUCCGAUGCCGCCGCCGCCGAAGCGGACCCCAAAGCGGCAUUCCAGUGUGUGCCGAACGCCAACACGUCGCUACAACCCCGCAGAGCGGAAGCAUACAUCAACUCUCGAGAACUUCCGCAGUGACACACGUAACCGCCAGCUGGUGGUGGCGCGUAACGAGCGGGAACGGAGCCCAGAUAGGAUCGGAGCCGGUCGCACCCGUUUACUGCUCGAAGACGGCAGUCAAAUGCGGCGACGCCAAGUGAGCGAAAAGGCUCAGUCAUCAGGAUUGUCUCGCGCGGCAGGCACUCCAGAGGAUCGGCCGGGAGACUGGCAUGUAUCAGCAGUGGCCGACGAUCGUCUGCAUCACAGCAGCGCACGAUGGGACAACAUCAAUAAUAACGCCAUCAUCGGUGGUUCUGCCGUAAGCCCGCGCCCCGCACGAUCAAUGUCACCGCAUGGGAGUGAGUAUUAUGAUCAACAGUCUCUCACCAUGCGCUUGCGCCGCUCCUUGUCGCGCGGCUAUAGCCCCCAGCGAGGACGCCAGAAUAAGGCAGUUGUGGGCACUGAGCUCAUGGCACCAAUGCCCUGCCUUCAAGGUGCACAUCGGACCUCGAAGAACCGAGACCGGACGACAAUAGAGCGCUUCAUAAAAUGUCAGCCGGUUGAAUCGCAGGAUGAAAUGCGGGUUAUGCUGGAAGAGUACAAGGGCCGGGAGAAGGAGCUAUGUGAAGCGCUAACUGACGCUUACGGAGAUUCCUGGGAAGCGGCUGUGAAGGGUGGGAGCGUGAACAAUAACAACAACAACACUCAGAGCAACACUAGUGUUGCCAGUGCCACGUAUCACCGACAGCAGGACUCAGUGGCAAACAAAGGUGCGAAUGGUGCCGGGAACGGUGGGAUCUAUUUCGACCCCGGUUUCCGAAGUACCAGCUUCGAUGAAAAGAAUGCCGACCGCAACUGGCAGCGCUCUCCAAAAACAAAUAACAGUCUCCGGUCGACACCAUCACGGCCUCAAGACAACAGGACGAGUGCCCAUCGUCCACAGCCGCUGUACGACGUUGGUACACCUUAUCGUGAUGAGAAUGCAAAUCGGCACCAAAGUCUUGAGAAGGAACGCUACGAUGAUGACGUAAGCCCGCAGCCCCGCCGUUUGCCUGGUGGUGGAAGCACGGGGCCUCGCGUCGGUACACUCCUCGACUACAGAGAAAAGUCGCCACGCUCCACUGGCAUGAUGACGCCGCCCCUUCCACCGGAUCUUGUUCCCCGCUAG